AUGAUAGGCGGACAACACACAAAGGAGCGCCUAAGUGAGCGGUUGCAGGAUUGCCAAAACCAACCCAAGAACCGCGGCUACCUGCCAGGCACGAAGCUGCUGACGGGCGGGUACAGCACCAGAACCCUCCAGGGCAACUGGGCUGAGGAACGCGCGGACGCCGGUUACUACGAUGGCGAGGCGGCCCUUCCCACCCACCUUGCAAGUGUGUGGACGACUGACUACCGCACCAUGACAGGCAACGUGAGCGGCACUGUCUCCCGCCCCGUGUUUGACCAGGCAACGCUGAUGGACAUUGUGGAUCGCAAGCACCGCGCGUACCCCGCACAUCAACCGCACCUGGACCAACAGCAUGCGACGUUGAUGCAAGAGCGCUUCAAGACGGUCACAGGGGAGACGUACACGAAUCCAGAGGAAACAAAACGACGGGAAGAGCUGUACGUUCCCCCGAUUAUUGGUCGUACGCCCACGGCGCAGGCAAAGGCUGUAAUCCUGCGCUUUCAACGCCAGUUACUGCUUUCGCGACACGGGGAGUCGGCGUUUCCUGGAAACAUUUUACGUCAAGUACGACUCUCUCUUGAGCGUAGCGACACGGUCGGGGAGGGAAUGCUUACGGUGGAAGAGGCCCAACAGGCGUUUGCAGAAGCGUCUCUGACGACGAAUAGACCAGAAUGUGUGGCGCUCGUCCGUGCCUUUGACCUUAAAGGGGAUGGGACGGUUUCGAUUGCCAAGAUCAUGGAGGAACUGCGCGGUGAGCUGCGUGAUCGUCGCUACAGUCUUGUGGAGAAGGUCUAUGAGAUGUUGAAAGGCUUCUGCCCAGAUGGUAUUUUGCGGCUUCAGCGCCUUGUGGAGCUUAUUGAUGUUGAUAGCAUGAAUGCCGUGAUCAGCGGCAGAGUGACAUCGUCGCGUGCACAUGGCGCCUUUGUGGAGCAGUGGGACUUGCCGAAUGAGGCGUACAUCUCCUUUGAAACUUUCCUUGUGUACUUUAUGAAUGCCUCCUUUGAGAUUGACAGUGAUCAGGAAUUUGAGGUUUUUAUGCGCAACGUAUGGCAUUUAAGCGGGGGUAAUGGGAAAUCCAUGAAUACCUCUUGCCGGCGUGUGCGUGUGGUGCACAGGAACGGCCGCAUUACCACGGAGGAGGUGAAGAAUGAUUUGUACAUCAAGGAUGGCGACCCAAAUAUGAUGGAGCGCAUCAUCGAAAACUUGGCGUCGUGGGGAAUCAAGGACGUUGCACGGGCAGAAGUAUUGCCGAGGGAGCUGUAA
Messenger RNA from Trypanosoma conorhini, 1263 nucleotides. Its product is annotated as calcyphosin. Bases 1 to 1263 code for a protein of 420 amino acids. Lineage: Eukaryota; Euglenozoa; Kinetoplastea; Trypanosomatida; Trypanosomatidae. The transcript has a single exon. The record is from RefSeq and is a predicted model, not a curated record.